GCGAUUCCACUCAACUCAUCGUUCACUAUAUCUUUGGAGCUGCACGAAUACUACGGCCUCUAAAUCAUCCGACCCUUGUCUUUUCUAAACCCUACCUGCCUAAAGCAAUCAAGGCCCGGCAUCACCCUUCAGCCAUCCUUCGCCCACCGCGACGAUGGCCUCAACAUCCCAGCCCCAACCCAACGGGGUUCCCUCGUCUUCGGCAGCAGGCCCAUCACAAUCCGGCUCCCAGCCAACUCAAAAUACCGCAACAAGCGGGACUACGACCGUCCAAAAUACCCAAGCAACCAACUCCUCAACAAACAACACCGCCACACAACCCGGCGCCGCCAACGCCGCGCCCCAACAACAACAACAAACCCCCUCUUCACCCACGCCCUCACACGCCCCGCGCCCUAGAGACGCGCGCACAAUCGAGCUCCUCCUAACCUCGCAAGGCGUAACAUCAUUCGACCAGCGCGUGCCCCUCCUUCUCCUAGACUUCGCGUACCGCCACGCGUCGUCCGUCCUCUCCGACGCGAUCCACCUAUCCACAGACCCGUACACAUCGCACGCGGGCUCCAAACCGAGCGGGUCGUCUGGCGCGGCGCCCAGCGCUCCGGGCGUCACCGACGCCGUCGUCAGCCCCAACGCGAUCAACCUAGCGAUCGCGUCGCGGCAGUCGUUCCAGUUCCGCGGGGGCGCCGGGGGGGCCGCGGGCGGCGGCGGCGCGAGCAAGGACUGGCUGCAGGAGCUCGCGCGCGAGCGCAACAAGGUCGCUUUGCCGCGCGUGCUUGCCAACGAGUGGGGCGUCCGCUUACCCAACGAGCGCUUUGUGCUCGGCGGCCAGGGAUGGGGGCUCAAGGACCAUUGGGAAGGUGAGGGCGGUGAUGAUAGUGAGGACGAGGAUAUGGAGGAGGAUGGGAGUGGGAAGAAGGAUGGUAAUGCCUCCGGUGCUGGUGGUGCGGCGGAAGGAACGCAGGAGGGCGAGGGUGAGGGUGGGGGCUUGGAUGAGCUGCUCGGUGAUGAUAUGGUGGAUGAGGAUAUGGAGGGUAUGGAGUGAUCGGUUGACUACCAUCCGUUGCGCUUAUGGUCUUGCCGAGUAGGUUUGGUGAGGAGCACGGAAAUUGGCGUUACGGUUUUGAGGAGGUAUUACGAAUACGAAUGGAGUAUUCUGCACGUUCUACGACGAUAUGCAUAUUGCAUAUUCGUCGACAGACAAAUUU
Messenger RNA from Annulohypoxylon truncatum, 1205 nucleotides. Its product is annotated as TFIID-31kDa-domain-containing protein. NCBI's taxonomy places the organism in Eukaryota, Fungi, Ascomycota, Sordariomycetes, Xylariales, Hypoxylaceae. Bases 155 to 1042 code for a protein of 295 amino acids. The transcript has a single exon. Gene Ontology annotation, biological process: DNA-templated transcription initiation; RNA polymerase II preinitiation complex assembly. Gene Ontology annotation, cellular component: transcription factor TFIID complex; SAGA complex. The record is from RefSeq and is a predicted model, not a curated record. Gene Ontology annotation, molecular function: transcription coactivator activity; RNA polymerase II general transcription initiation factor activity; protein heterodimerization activity.